Molecule: messenger RNA, 4331 nt
Organism: Aspergillus ruber CBS 135680
Lineage: Eukaryota; Fungi; Ascomycota; Eurotiomycetes; Eurotiales; Aspergillaceae
Product: CLH domain-containing protein
Exons: 5
Coding region: 65-3976 (1303 amino acids)
Biological process (GO): vesicle-mediated transport; macroautophagy; cellular response to starvation
Cellular component (GO): late endosome; HOPS complex
Molecular function (GO): protein binding
Source: RefSeq, a predicted model, not a curated record
GACUGACGACAUUGUUGGGCCGCAGCUGCUUGAAUAGCUCCAGGCACGGAAAAAGGCUCUCGCCAUGGACGCGCCUGGCGCGACGGAGGUAGCAGACAGUGCUAGCCAGGCAAAUCCCGAGCACGAAACAUCUAUCCCGCAGAGUACCAACGAAACCAGCGACAAGCACUAUCGCAAUGAUCGACCGACACCAACUGAGGACGGACAAAACAAUGGCGACGAUGAAAGCACAGAGGAUGGGGAGGAUGAAAUAGAAGGAGAAGAAGAGGAUGGUGAUAGCGAGGAGGAUGAAGACGAGGAACCACGGCUCAAAUAUGCGUAUCUGACGAAACAUCUGGGCUCGGUAUACCGGAAUGGCGAUGCAACAAGCUCUUUCAUCACCGCAGGAGACAAGAUGGUGAUUGGAACGCAUAAUGGCAACAUUCAUGUGCUGUCCUUGCCUCUCCUACAAUCCCUUCGUGUAUAUCAUGCCCAUUCAGCAAGUGUCACGUCUAUCUCAGUCUCACCGUUCCCUCCUCCCCUGCCGACUUUCAAACCGGAACCAUUGACCAGAGCUUCUACCUUUACUGAAGACCAGCUCCCCAACAGGUCUUCCUCCAGUUCUGCCAGUCUUCGAGGACAACCGAGGAGCCAGCAAGCGGCUGUUCCCGCGAUACCUUCGAACUCAAUAUACAUUGCAACCUCCUCCAUCGAUGGGAAUGUAUGCAUUUCGUCGUUGGUGGACCCAAGAGAUGUCAUACUACGGAACUUUGGUCGGCCGGUCCAAACGGUCGCAUUGUCCCCCGAGUACAAGAGUGACAGGACAUUUUUGUCAGGCGGACGUGCAGGCGAUCUCAUUCUUACCACAGGUGGUCGGGUGGGAGCAAGCUCAAAUUCAACCACAAUGGGGGGUGCUGCAGCAGCAGCUUCCAGCUGGCUAGGCUCGAUAGGCCUGGGGGCAAAUAACGGCAAAGAUAUAGUCCUACAUAGCGGAGAAGGGUCUAUCAGCGUGAUAAGAUGGUCAUUGUCUGGGAAAUAUGUCACUUGGGUCAAUGAGGAGGGUAUCAAAAUCAUGCGAUCAAAUCUGCAUUUGGAUUCCGCAGAUCUGGACCUUGCCUGGAAACGAGUCGGUCACAUAGACCGUCCAAACCUUCCCGGCUGGGAAGAAAUGGCCGGUGUUUGGAAAGCCCGGGCUGAGUGGAUUGAUGAAGACUCCUUAGAUAGCCUGGACGAUCCGGUUUCCAGGGUUGAUGCCUCUCAUGAGAAUCCCAAAUCACCUAAACCGGCCCCGGCACAAGAAACGGUGGAGAAGCUGAUUGUCGGCUGGGGAGGUACAGUUUGGGUUAUCCAUGUAUACCCCGAUCGACCGAACAAGAAUAUUCGGGACCACAAGCUCGGCUCCGUGGAGGUUUCUACAGUAUUACGAACGGAUUGUGUUAUAUCCGGAAUUUCUUUAUAUACCCCCCGCCUCAUUAUGGUACUUGCACAUAUCGAAGCGGAAGAUGACGCUUCAGAACAGCGGUCCAAACAUGGUGUUCUUCGUCCUGGGACUCACCGACGCCAAAAGGGCCUAGAACCUGAACUUCGGAUCAUUGACAUUGAAAGCAAGGAAGAGCUCAGCGCUGACACACUCUCCGUCAGUCGUUAUGAAAGUCUCACUUCCUCGGACUACCAUAUGUCCAUUUUAUCUCCUUGGAAGACGCCUAUUCCUAUUACCCAGCGAGGAACAUUGGGUGCAAUUGGGAACGGUCUCUGGGAUGCAACAAUGUAUCCUGCACGUCUGUUCAGCUCUGCGGGAAGUAUCCGAAGUACCACGAGCAGUGGUGAUAGGCGCUCAAGUAGGGCGGCAGAUACCAUAUCUUCACGAAGGAUCUUCAACGACGAGCCCCUUCCCAAAGAGUUGCAGGAAGUUGCAGGGGCUAUUGGAUCGCGAAUUUUCAUUCAUAGUCCCUUCGAUUGCGUCGUUUCUCUGAAGAGAGAUCUCACAGAUCGUCUGGCGUGGUUAGAUGCACGUGGGAAAUACGAGGAAGCCUGGAAACUUGUCGAUGAGCAUCCAGAAGCAGCUGGGUCUGCGAGUCAACUCAAUGAUAACAUCUCUGAAACCCCAACGAAGCAGAGCAGCCUUGGUGAUUUCUUUGCCGACGACCGGUCAUCGAUUACGACGACGGGCCGAGCAGUGAACUCUGCAGCUGACCAGGAGAAGCGCCGGAUUGGCGAGUUAUGGGUUGAACAGCUUGUCAAGGAAGAGAAGUGGGCCGAGGCUGCUGAGAUCUCUGCUAAAGUGAUCAUUACUGCUCCUAGAUGGGAGCAUUGGGCUUGGAGAUUUAUAGACAACAGAAAGCUCGAUGAGAUAUCUUCAUAUAUCCCUACUCAUCUGCAUCCACCACUAUCGUCAGCCAUUUAUGACACCAUUCUUUUGCAUUAUGUUCCACAAGACCGACGCAGACUGGAGGAACUCGUCGAUGCAUGGCCAUCAGACCUUUUCGAUGCCAACAACGUGGGGAAGGCCAUAGAGAAGCAACUGCAAUCUGACUCUACAGUUCCAGAUUCUGAAGAUUGGCGUACUCUUAUGAAAUGCCUUGCUAAGCUUUACUUGGUGGGAGGUCAUUAUCAUGAAGCAUUGCGCUGCUACAUCCGCCUUCAAGAUGCAGAUACGGUGAUGUCGUUAAUUAGAGAGCACCGUCUUCUGGAUGCUGUUUCUGAUGAUAUUCCGGCCUUUAUCUUGAUCCGCGUAACCAGAGAACAGUUGAAAUCGGCACCCAUUCCUGAGCUUGAAGAAGCAACGGCAGAGCCUAUAAAAGUUCUCGUCAGCGAAGCGUACACGGGCAUCGUUCGUCCAGAGACAGUGGUCGCCCAGCUGCAAGCUAAGAAUCGCUUGCUCUAUCUUUAUUUCUACUUGCGGGCUCUCUGGCGGGGAGAGUCGCUUCCCCACGAGGCCACAAAGCCUCGUAGGGGCCGUGGAGCUCGUGUACGGGAUGCAGCGAGUAAAUUGGCAGCCGAUGAAGGCAAAGCAUUGAUUGAUCACUUUGCGGACACGGCUGUAGAGCUGUUCGCUGACUACGAUAGACCAUUGUUGAUGGAAUUCCUACAGACCAGCACUGCUUACUCUUUUGAGAUGGCAAGUUCCAUAUGCGAAACCCGUCGCUAUACCCCAGAGCUUAUCUACCUGCUAUCGAAAAUGGGCCAAACCAAACGGGCAUUGAACCUCAUACUUUCGGAUCUGAAGGAUGUCUCGAAAGCCAUAUCGUUUGCCAAAUCACAAGACGACCCAGACCUCUGGGAAGAUCUUCUCGACUAUUCGAUGGACAAACCCCGUUUCAUCCACGGAUUGCUUGUCGAGGCAGGGACCGCGAUCGACCCAAUCAAGCUCGUUAGGCGCAUCCCUAGUGGUCUGGAGAUCGAAGGCUUACGGGAGGGUCUCACUCGUAUGAUCCGCGAACAUGAUCUCCAAGCGAGUAUCAGUCAAGGUGCCGCGAAAGUCCUUCAGAGUGAGGUUGCGGUAGGGAUGGAUCAAUUGCGGAAAGGCCAGAAACGAGGAAUCAAGUUCAACAUAGUCGAAGACGAGGAGAAAGAGGAUGUGAAUGCCCAAGAUGACUCGAAGAGUGUUGCUGAAACCGUAAAGUCCGCGAAACCGUCCAAAUCCUCCGCAGGCCGGUGUGCUGGUUGUCAAUCUCCCUUUCACCCUAACGAACAAGAGAUCCUUGUCGGCUUCGCCUGCGGUCAUAUAUUCCAUCUAUCACACGUCCAUCCAGAGCCUGCUCCGGGCACGGAUGAUAAUUCCUCGGGAACUCAUACACCUGUGCCAUUCCCGCGUACGCCAACGUUUGAUGAAACGUCAUUGUCCGCAUCCCGCACAGUCGGUCCCAAGGUGACGACCGCUCGACUACUCAGGGACCGGGUUGGGGAUGGAUGUCGGAUCUGUGCAAUGGCCAAGGAAAUCGAAACUAUUGGUGAUGAUUCUGAGGAAAUGGAGAUCACAGGGUUGUCAGUUCACUAGUUACCAAUGGUAGACCCCAAAAUGCUUCGUUAGAUAUCUCCAGGUGACUGCCACUUGGCCCUGAGCGCAUGAAGACUUUCGAUACUGCCAGUGGCCUUCAAUGGCAUUACAGAGCGGGUCUGGUCGGACGAGACUAAUACGAUUCAGAAGCUGGACAGACUACAACUAAAGGAAUGAGUGUUUAUAUGGGACAGAUGAUUAUGUUUUGCUUAUGAUGGAGAUACCCAUGAUAGUCAAUUUACGAUUCAAGGAAUACCAAUUACAUGAUGAUAAAGAUCUGGACCCCGCUGUCUCACAUACCAAGUCAUUACAGAAGAAACCUCGAGCCAGGAAUAAAAGACGAGUGUCUCGCAAG